Messenger RNA from Paralichthys olivaceus (Japanese flounder), 1537 nucleotides. It is a transcript of the gene mak16, whose product is annotated as MAK16 homolog (S. cerevisiae). The record is from RefSeq and is a predicted model, not a curated record. Gene Ontology annotation, cellular component: preribosome, large subunit precursor; nucleolus. Lineage: Eukaryota; Metazoa; Chordata; Actinopteri; Pleuronectiformes; Paralichthyidae. Gene Ontology annotation, biological process: maturation of LSU-rRNA; maturation of 5.8S rRNA.
UUGACUCUCAGUCACGUGGUCUCGUGCUGACAUGGAAUCAAAGAUGGCGUCCUCCUGAGCGUCCAUGCGCCUUCACUGACAGAAAAACUUCGUAUUUUCUUCUCGUUCAUUUUCUGAACUUGAUUCAAACGAACCUCAAACUCUGCGCGGACCCUCUGAGACGUUCCCACAAUGCAACACGACGACGUCAUCUGGGACAUUAUUGGAAACAAACAGUUCUGCUCCCACAAGGUCAAAACGAAGAGUCAGAACUUUUGUCGUAAUGAAUACAACGUCACAGGUUUGUGUAACCGCUCGUCGUGUCCACUCUCCAACAGUCAGUACGCCACCAUCAGGGAGGAGAAAGGUCAGUGUUUCCUCUACAUGAAGGUCAUCGAACGAGCAGCUUUUCCCGCCAAAAUGUGGGAGAAGGUGAAGCUCAGUAAGAACUAUGAAAAAGCUCUGGAACAGAUCGACGAGAAUCUGAUUUAUUGGCCUCGGUUCAUCAGACACAAAUGCAAACAGAGAUUCACUAAAGUCACCCAGUAUCUGAUCCGCAUGAGGAAACUGGUCCUGAAGAGACAGAGGAAGCUGGUUCCUCUCAGCAGGAAGGUGGAGCAGCGGGAGAAGAGGAAAGAGGAAAAAGCUCUGAUCGCCGCUCAGCUGGACAACGCCAUCGAGAAGGAGCUGCUGGAGCGACUCAAACAGGGAACGUACGGAGACAUCUACAACUUCCCCGUCCACGCUUUCGACAAAGCUCUGGAUCAGCAGGAUGAAGAGAGCGAGUCUGAGGAAGAGUCUGAGGAGGAGGAGGAGGACGAGGAGGAUGUCGGGAAGAGGGAGUUUGUAGCAGAGGAAGAAGUAGAGGAGAGCGACCUGAGCGACUUUGAGGACAUGAACAGGCUGAAGACGAGCAGCGACGAGGAGGAAGAGGACGAUGAGUCGAGUGAAGAGGAAGAUGAAGAUGAGGAGGAGAUGGAGACAGAGACAAAGGCCUCCAAGUCUAAAGGCAAAUCCCCGGCUAACGGCGUAGCGGCGAGGAAGAAGCGAGCGCACGUGGAGAUCGAGUACGAGCAGGAGACAGAACCCGCCUCCAAGAGCAUAGCUACGUAGUGAUGUCGCCUGUCAAUCAAACCCUGAGCAGAGACUCUGUCGACUCGCAAACUCACAGGAAGUGUUGCUCCGUCACCGUUCGACCCCGAUUACCAACGUGUUCCUCGUCUCCCUGAGAUUCAACAAGUCGAAGCCUUUUCACUGGAACUUGAAGAACUGAAUAAAUCCAGAAACAAAGAGUGAGUCAGUCGUUUCUGUGUAAACGAGGAGGCAGAGAAAUCUGUCUGAGAGCAACUGACUCCUCGUUUACACAUUUAAAUCCAAACACAUUUUAGAAUCAUCUGUGAGCGUCAGGAGGAAAACAGCUGCUCUGUUUUCUGACUUUGGUUUGUUUUGCUUCUGUUGAACGUUCAGCUUGUUAAGAUGAUUAACACGUGCAUCAACUAAGUUCUCCUAAAAAUACAAUUAAGAAAUAUUGAAUGUGAAAAUAAAGAUGAGAACCUGA